Messenger RNA from Coprinopsis cinerea okayama7#130, 1698 nucleotides. Its product is annotated as imidazoleglycerol phosphate synthase. Gene Ontology annotation, biological process: L-histidine biosynthetic process. The record is from RefSeq and is a predicted model, not a curated record. NCBI's taxonomy places the organism in Eukaryota, Fungi, Basidiomycota, Agaricomycetes, Agaricales, Psathyrellaceae. The transcript has 2 exons. Gene Ontology annotation, molecular function: imidazoleglycerol-phosphate synthase activity; oxo-acid-lyase activity. Bases 28 to 1698 code for a protein of 556 amino acids.
CUUGUUCUUUCCCCCAUUUCCUUCACCAUGUCGGGCCUCUAUCUCCUAGAUUAUGGCGCUGGAAACGUCCAGAGCCUUGCAAACUCUCUGAAGAAGCUAGGCUAUCAAUUUACAUGGAUUUCAAAACCAGAAGAUUUUCAAAAGGCCACUAACCUCAUAUUCCCUGGAGUAGGAUCGUUCCAAUCUGCCAUCGGACACCUCCAAUCUCGCGGUCUCCUCGAACCACUGCGAGAGUAUAUCAAAUCAGGCAAACCGUACUUUGGCAUCUGCAUCGGAAUGCAGGUCCUCUUCGAGUCGUCGGCCGAAGCAUCGCUCAAAGGACUGGGUAUUAUCCCAUGUCCGAUAGAAGGCUUUGACGAUUCGGACAAGGCAGUCCCUCAUAUGGGAUGGAAUGCUGCAGAGGUCGUCGAUCCUAGCCAGAGCUCCGAUGGCGCCAAACCCUCUACCCACUACUACUUUGUUCACUCGUAUUGCGCCAAGUACAAUCCCGAGAAAUAUCCCGAGGCUAUGUCAUGGGCCUAUACCACGACACAAUAUGGCCAAGAGAUUUUCCUCUCGUCUGUACGAAAAGCGAAUGUCUUUGGCACCCAAUUCCAUCCAGAGAAAUCUGGUGAAGCCGGCCUUGCUCUCAUCGACGCCUGGUUGAAGGAAUCACCCGCCACCCACACCUCCACACCUCCCGCACCCCUUCGUACCAUCCUCCCCAAGCCCAGCCAUUCACUGACCAAACGCAUUGUCGCUUGCAUGGACGUUCGCGCGAACGACCAGGGCGAUCUCGUCGUAACCAAAGGUGACCAAUACGAUGUUCGUGAAAAGGCCGUCACCGCAGACACUGCAGGUGCAGUACGAAAUCUCGGCAAACCCGUCACCCUCGCAGAGAAAUACUUCGAAGCAGGCGCAGACGAAUUGUGCCUUCUCAACAUCACCUCCUUCCGCCACUCUCCACUCCGUGACCAACCCAUGCUGGCUGUGGUACGCGCUGCAGCGGAACGCGUCUUUGUCCCAUUGACUAUCGGUGGUGGCAUCAAAGAUAGCGUUGACCCUGACGGCACCCCACGCUCGGCGAUCGAAGUGGCUGGAGCUUACUUCCGAGCAGGAGCGGACAAGGUUAGCAUUGGCUCGGAAGCAGUUUACGCUGUCGAGCGUCUUCGAGCAUCUGGAUGGGAGAAGGGAGACGGUACGAGCGCCAUCGAGACAAUUGCCCAUGCGUACGGAAGGCAAGCGGUUGUGGUGUCCAUCGAUCCGAAACGGUGCUAUGUGGACCCCGCAACUUACCAGGGACCCUAUGCAGCCGAGUUGGUUUACGGCAAACCAGACGGGCCAGAGAAGGAACGAGGCAAGGCGUGGUGGUACCAGUGUACAGUUUCAGGUGGCCGCGAGACCCGAGAUGUGUCAGCAGUUGAACUGGCGAGAGGAGUGGAGAUUUUGGGCGCAGGCGAAAUCCUGGUUAAUCUGGUAGAUCGAGAUGGCACCGGGCUGGGUUUCGACCUUGACCUUGUCAAUCUCAUCAAGCGGACGGUCAAAAUACCGGUGGUGGCAAGCAGUGGAGCAGGUAGUGCCCAGCACUUCGUUGACGUGUUUACCGGCACACCAGUUGAAGCUGCUCUCGCCGCUGGUAUUUUCCACAGAGAAGAGGUGAAGAUUGAAGACGUGAAGCGGGCGCUGAAGGAAGCAAGGAUCAACGUACGAGACCCGUAA